Messenger RNA from Amorphotheca resinae ATCC 22711, 1110 nucleotides. RefSeq lists its product as hypothetical. Bases 87 to 1082 code for a protein of 331 amino acids. The transcript is spliced from 2 exons. The record is from RefSeq and is a predicted model, not a curated record. NCBI's taxonomy places the organism in Eukaryota, Fungi, Ascomycota, Leotiomycetes, Helotiales, Amorphothecaceae.
CAACGUCAGUGAGUCUCAGCCGCCUCUCAGCCGCACAUCACAUCCUCCUCCUUCUCAUACAACUUCCCAUUCUCACAAGCUUCAAGAUGACAACCAGAGUUGCUAGCCAUGCUGGAUCGUGGUACUCCUCACGCUCGUCCACGCUUUCUAGUGAGCUCGAUCAGUGGCUUUCCCAGGUCCCCUCAUCCAUCGAUGGGAAACAGCUGCCAGUACCAGACGCACGAGUGAUUAUUGCACCGCAUGCAGGUUAUUCCUACUCUGGGCCCGCCGCAGCAUGGGCCUAUAAAUCCCUCGACCUCUCGAAGGCAAAACGAAUCUUCCUCCUUGGCCCCUCACACGCUUUAUACCUUCCAGGCUGCGCCCUGAGCGCGCAUGCGAAAUACGCUACUCCUCUCGGUGAUCUAGUUAUUGACAAGGGCGUCGUGGAAGAGCUGCAGAAGACGGGGAAGUUUGACGUCAUGAGUGAGGACGCUGAUGAGACAGAACAUUCUCUGGAGAUGCACCUCCCCUAUAUCUACAAAAUGCUCUCCCUCUCUUUCUCUUCGCCGAGUGAAUAUCCAGGAUUGAUACCGAUAUUGGUUGGGAAUACGAGUCCGGCGAAAGAGAAGGAAUACGGUGCCAUCCUCGCCCCUUACCUUUCCGACCCUUCCAGUGUCUUCGUGGUCUCAUCCGAUUUCUGUCACUGGGGCUCUAGAUUCCAAUAUACGUACUACCUCCCAGCUUCACCCUCCUCGGCCGCAUCUUCAAACCCCAGCGGGAUUUCUCUAAGGAGGAAAGACAAAGCCCCAACGAAUCCCCCUAUUUAUGAAAGUAUAGGACGAUUGGAUCGGAUGGCGAUGGAUGCUAUUGAGACGGGCAAGCACGACGCAUUCCUGGAGAACCUGAGAGAGACUGGAAAUACGGUUUGCGGGAGACAUCCUAUUGGGGUUGUGAUGGCUGCUAUCGAAGUUCUGGAGAAAGAAGGGAAGAGUGGCGAAGACAACAAGGGAAGGUUUAAGUUUGUGCGGUACGAGAGAAGUAGCGAGGUCACGGAGGUGGGUGACUCGAGUGUUAGCUAUGCAAGUGCUUACGCUACUCUCUGAGUGUUGAUCUAUAGACCAAUAUCCUGUU